Corticium candelabrum is the source of this 1025-nucleotide messenger RNA. RefSeq lists its product as uncharacterized. The transcript has a single exon. Gene Ontology annotation, molecular function: AP-1 adaptor complex binding. The record is from RefSeq and is a predicted model, not a curated record. Gene Ontology annotation, biological process: negative regulation of substrate adhesion-dependent cell spreading; negative regulation of cell motility; regulation of Arp2/3 complex-mediated actin nucleation. The coding region runs from base 131 to 829 and encodes 232 amino acids. Lineage: Eukaryota; Metazoa; Porifera; Homoscleromorpha; Homosclerophorida; Plakinidae.
UUGCACUAUUGUCGUCGAGUCUUCAAAUAGUUUCUGAUUGACAGCACUACGUACUACAAGUAGGUGGUCGCUGCGCGCACCGGUCGUGGGGUUCGCAAGGCACGCGUGAUUGUGAGGCACGUGACUUAAAAUGGGUGCAUGCGUUUCUCGCUGCCUGCAGCCGUGGCUCGAGUCUCCCAACAACGUCAAGCGAUAUCGAGCGCAGUACAGCGAACACCAACUCUCCAUCGAGGUCGACGCUCUUCUCGAUGACGACGACGACGAAGUGCCGCUCGCCGAGCUGACGAGAACGAGAAUGGGCAUCGGAACGGAACAGGACGCGCGAGACUUCAGACAGAGACAACACGAACGCAUAGCGGAACGAAAUCGCGAGCUAGAAUCGGAGAAAGGACGCUCAGUAGCAAGAGACGAGGAGAACAUGCGAAUGGAGGAGGAAGCUUACUUUGAGGCGACAAAAGCGGCCGUGAGAGCCGCCGAAAUGGCAAAAGAAAGAGAGAAAGCAGAGCAAACGUUGAGAGACCUGGGCAGCUCGUCGCAGCCUUCAUUUUCGGUUGCAGGUGGGGCGUCGCUGAGCGACUGGUUGAAAGAGUCGGAUGUCGGUACACAGGACAGUACGCCGGGCGGAGAGUCUGCGCAACAGCAAUUGGAGGAUUUCGAUUUGUUCUUGGAGUCGGUGAAGAGACGGUCGCUGUCGCAGCGGUCUGUUGACCAGCCAGCGGGCAGUGGUGGAGUUGACUUGUUGGGAGGGCUGGCGGACGAGAGAACGAGCAGAGAUGACUUUACGUUGUUCGAAGAGAGUGUCAUGCCGACUGUGACUACAGCACAAUAGUUUGAUAUCCAUCUAUCUAUCUAUGUUCUUAACUAUCAGAGUUCGAAGCAGUUAUAUAGGGUACUACCAGAUCCAGUAUAUUGUGACCUUGUACUGACACAGAUUAGUUUGAUUAAUUAAUGACCAACAGAUGUCGUCGACAGUUGUACGUAUCGUAAACAUGUAGUACAUGAAAGCCUGGGAAGUUCUAAAGCUC